AUGGAUUCAGCCUCGGGCUCUUACAUAUACGCCUUGCAGGAUGUGCCAGGAAGAGGGAAAGGUCUCGUUGCAAGGGAGAAGAUCUUCAAGGGCACGCGAGUUCUUUCUGAAGAGGCCGUUGCCACAGUCAGUGAAUCGGUCGGCAGCGAGCGGCUUCGAACAUCCACCUGCCAGCAAGUUGAAGCCCUUAGCAAAGAUCAGCGGCGAGACUUCCUAUCCAUGCACAACAUCCACCCAUAUAGGAAUGCUGCUGAGCAGUAUCUCGGGAUCGUUCGAACAAACUCCCUACCUGCUGAAGCCGUUGGAGAUAAAAGGGCAAUCUUCCUAAAUGCAUGCCGCAUCAACCACGCUUGCGAUAAUAACGCACAGAAGAACUGGAACGAGAAGAUCAAACGACAUACAGUGCAUGCCUCAAAAGACAUUAAUAAAGGCGAAGAGAUUACAAUAACCUACCUAGGCCCCUUCAAGAACCGCAAAGCCCGGCAACAGGCACUUCAGGAAAGAUUCGGCUUCACAUGUUUGUGCCGUCUCUGCUCCUUACCGCUAGAGCAGAGCCAGGAAAGCGACAGGAGAUUAGAGGAGAUCCACCGCUUAGACGGUGUCAUCGACCAACUCGGCACAGAGGGAAUUUUGGUAUCCCCACUCCGGACCCUCCGCUACUUUGAUCAACAGGUACGUCUCUAUAACGAGCAAGGACGAGAGGACGUUGGUUUUGCGCAGGCCUUUGUCAAUGCCGCUCAGCUCGUCAUCGCCAAUAGCGACUUGGCAAGAGGUCGCGUCUUCGCGGAGAGGGCGGCAUCUGUUUGGAAGACGACCCUUGGUGGUGAUAGCGCGCAAGCUAUUAAGCACGGGGCUCUAGCACAGAACCCCUCGAAGUACGAGCUGUUCGGAGUCUCAACGAAGUGGAAGACGAAAGUGAAUGAAGCCCCACAGGGACUUGAACCGGGGGACUUCGAAGACUGGCUUUGGAAGAGGGAUAAGCCAAACCAUUCCGGACAGCUGGCAGAUCUACGGAGCCGCACGACCUUCCCCGGGUUUACUGACCUCCCGGACGAGAACGAUAUCGACCCGGAGUUUUAUGAGAGAAGCAGUAUAGGACAGGUUCAAAAGGGGUACACGGUCGCCAUUCUCUACGCAAAGCGCCACGCAUUUAUGUUCUGUGAGCCCGGUAUCCGCCAUGAGGAUCCCCGGAUGAUCAAGAUCUUGCCACUGUCACUUGAUAAGUUGCUGGCGUUAAACGACCAGUUCCAACAGUUCUCAACAGAGACUAAUAGCAUGAGAAUGUGUCACGGGUGCGGUAAGAAGGCAGCCUCUCUGCAACGGUGCGGCAAGUGCUCGUCUUUCUGGUAUUGCAAUAGGGCGUGCCAAGUAGCUGGCUGGAACAAGAAAGGUCACAAAGCUAAUUGCAAGCUCCUCAAGGAUCCAAAUUUGCGAGGAUUGUUUGUUGUUAAAUGGGACGAAUUUGAUAACUAUAUUCGAUUUCCUCUUGAUGCUAUAAAGGACUCCUAA
Messenger RNA from Lachnellula hyalina, 1509 nucleotides. RefSeq names its product SET domain-containing protein. The coding region runs from base 1 to 1509 and encodes 502 amino acids. The record is from RefSeq and is a predicted model, not a curated record. Lineage: Eukaryota; Fungi; Ascomycota; Leotiomycetes; Helotiales; Lachnaceae. Gene Ontology annotation, molecular function: protein binding. The transcript is spliced from 4 exons.